Corythoichthys intestinalis (scribbled pipefish) is the source of this 762-nucleotide messenger RNA. RefSeq names its product FAS-associated death domain protein-like. Lineage: Eukaryota; Metazoa; Chordata; Actinopteri; Syngnathiformes; Syngnathidae. Gene Ontology annotation, molecular function: protein binding. Gene Ontology annotation, biological process: signal transduction. The record is from RefSeq and is a predicted model, not a curated record. The transcript has 2 exons. Bases 122 to 406 code for a protein of 94 amino acids.
GUUCUAUGGUGUGUCUGUGGUUGAAAAGAAAAAACUACCGUAAACAUCAGCGAAUCAAGAACUCUUGUGUCCCCACUUGUGAACAAGCCGUCAGUGUACCUUUUUAUACCAUCCCCCAACAAUGAUGGCAGCCAAGCUGGACAUUGCCGCAAAUGUGAUUGCUGAAAACUUGGGUCGUAACUGGCGUAGAUUAGGACGACAGCUGGGUCUGACCGAAACUAAACUGGAUUCCGUCUCAACGAGACAUCCGAACGAUUUGGACGAGACUGCCAGAGAGCUGCUGAAGGAAUGGCGCAAGAAUCGUGGAUCCGAAGUCUGCGUUAAAGACUUAGUUAGGGCUCUCAGGGCAUGCCACCAAAAUCUCACAGCUGAUAAAGUGGAGGAUGCCUGGAUGAUACCUCAAUAGAGAACCAAUGACAUAUUAAUAUUUAACCCAUGUAUAUAAUGCAGCAGAUUUGUGGUCAUUUAGAAUAUGUAUUAAGAUAUAGGUGCGCAUAACACAAUCUGAGAUGGUUGGAAAGACCAAUUUAUUUACAGUAUUUGCCCGGUAAAUAAAAUUCUUUUUUACUUGUACUUGAGUAUAUUUUAUUUAUUUAUUUUUUUGGACGACUACUUUUACUUGAGUAAUAAUAUUUUGAAGUACCGCUACUUUUACUUGAGUAAAAUUUUUGGCUACCCUACCCACUUCUGGCAAACAGACGUCGACGUAACUCAGACCUUACAGCUCGUUCCACCUGCUGAAAUAAGGAAUCCGAAAAUGAA